This is a messenger RNA of Podarcis muralis (Common wall lizard), 1942 nucleotides long. RefSeq names its product homeobox protein NANOG-like. Gene Ontology annotation, biological process: regulation of transcription by RNA polymerase II. The record is from RefSeq and is a predicted model, not a curated record. NCBI's taxonomy places the organism in Eukaryota, Metazoa, Chordata, Lepidosauria, Squamata, Lacertidae. Gene Ontology annotation, molecular function: DNA-binding transcription factor activity, RNA polymerase II-specific; RNA polymerase II cis-regulatory region sequence-specific DNA binding.
CUUCGGUGAUCCAGCCACGCUUCCGAAGGGUCCCCCCGGCUCCUCCAUCCAUGAGCAUCCCACUGGCCCUCAAUGCCUCUUACCGGGUCUACCCUACAGGGGUGGUGGCCCCCGCUGACAUGGGCUACGACGGUUACUACUGGCCCUCGGUGAAGGAGGAGAUGGAGCCGGGGAGCUGUUCGGGGGGGUUCCCUGCCCCCGAGGCUGUUAACGGCCCGGAAGGGAAGGGCCCCAGCAAUAACCCAGAUCUCUCCCCAAGGUCUUCCAGCUCUGGGAUAUUCACUUAUUAUACACCAGAUUCUGCAACCAGCCCCAACAAGCCGCCCCCCUCCCCAGAUCUGACUUCUACUCCCCAGCGGUGCAAGGAGGAAAGUAAAGGAGGCAAGAAGAGCAAGAACCGCACGGCUUUCUCUCAAAGGCAGCUGCAGGUCUUGCACCACAGAUUCCAGAUGCAGAAAUAUCUCAGUCCUCAACAGAUCCGAGAACUGGCCUCUGCCUUGGGACUCACCUACAAACAAAUAAAAACCUGGUUUCAGAAUCAGCGGAUGAAGUUUAAACGAACCCAGAAGGAAGCUGUGUGGAUGAGAAGAGGAAUAUGCCAACCUCAGAACGGCUACCUGGACAUAAACCCCAGCUAUCACCAAGGAUACGCCAUCAACGAUGCUAGGAAUAUCCAUUCAUUGGCCAAUGCCCACGAGAACUACGCCAGCAAUCCUGUCGGCGUCAACAACCAGAACUAUAGCAGCGAUCACAGCCAGAUCUACGGUAGCCCCCAGAGUCUGUGUCCAGUAGUGGGAGAAGGAGAGGAUGGAGGCUUCUUUGGGAAGGCUGCUGGGCCCUGUUAUGGCCAACAGGCACUCGGGUACAUCAGCCAGCAAAGGAUGAACUUCUGUCACGGUUUCUCUGCAAGCCUGGAGUAUGCUGCUGUGAAGAUGGAGGGUGGAUAUCCUUUUCCCAGUGUAUCUGCCACUGCACCAGGCACCUCUGUCCUGCAACAUUAUCAGACAGACCCUCUUGCAAACCCAAGGACACCAGAGCAGCUCUAAUUCCAGACUUUAGGUUCUCUCCCUGCCACCCAGGGCUCUCAUUCUUUUACUGCUUUCUCUUCAGAUUCUCUUGCUGCAAAUAGGAGUCCCACUCCUAUUGUCCCACCUCCUUCACUGGCAUCUGUGAGGGAUCUUGGCACUUGAAAAAAAAAACAGAAAAUGGGCAGUUUUAUUGCUGUCUUCUGACUCAGGGGCUGUGUGUUUGUGUGUGUGUGUGUGUGUUGCAUGUGCGGCUCUGAACUUGGCUUUCUUCAGUUCAUCCUGGCUGGCUCCAGGAAAAGGCACUCGAUGUGUAUGGAAAACCAUGUUCACGAAGAGGAAUCUGCAAAUGUUAGAAUUAACCGUGCUCCCAUCUCCCAUUGGUUGCCUGCUGUGUGAGUCACUUCCUCAAGAGCUCAAAAUUUGGCUGCCCCUCUCCAACCCAAUUUGAAGGCAGCUUCUACUCUUUAAAAAAAUGGACUCUUUUUGUUUCUUUCCCCAUUAUUCUCUUUGAUCUUUCAUGAAAGAUAUUGUUUCUUUCCUAACAAGAGAGCAUUUACUCUUGCUUCAACUGCCUAUCUGUUAAGAGUAGGAUGACUUGGGGGUAGAGGACAGAACUUCUGGUUUAAGGUACGUCCACUACAUGGAAGCAAAGGGGUUGCCUUUCUGACCUAUAUGACAACCUGCUGCUAUUGAACCUGUCCUCUACUUCAUCUCUUCACUUGAGGAGACCUCCAAAAACAUAAUGGACAGAGCCAGAUCAAGGUGAAAAGUGAGGUUUUCUUUAUUUUGGCAGGAAACACUGUAGGGGGUUCUUUAUUUCCCCUUGCACCACAAAUCUUCAGGCAAUAGCAAGGGAUGACCUCUGCAGGUUCUCUUCGAUCAGUCCUGGAAGGACUGCAUAAACAAUCCCACAG